This is a messenger RNA of Pseudophryne corroboree (corroboree frog), 4848 nucleotides long. It is a transcript of the gene E2F5, whose product is annotated as E2F transcription factor 5. The transcript has 9 exons. Gene Ontology annotation, biological process: regulation of transcription by RNA polymerase II. Gene Ontology annotation, molecular function: RNA polymerase II cis-regulatory region sequence-specific DNA binding; DNA-binding transcription factor activity, RNA polymerase II-specific; protein dimerization activity. Bases 183 to 1274 code for a protein of 363 amino acids. Gene Ontology annotation, cellular component: RNA polymerase II transcription regulator complex. The record is from RefSeq and is a predicted model, not a curated record. NCBI's taxonomy places the organism in Eukaryota, Metazoa, Chordata, Amphibia, Anura, Myobatrachidae.
CAUCUUUUUUUCUCCUCAAGUUUGUGUCUCUCACGGCAACAGUGCGGUCAGACGUCACUUCCCGUGCAGCCGCUGUCGCCGCUACGACUCGUGGUCCCCCGCGUGCUCCUCGUUUACCCCGUUACAGCCGAUACAGGGGGGCGGGCUGCAGUGGCCCGCCCCGUGACUGCGGACCGGGGGCCAUGGCGGAGCCGGUGGGUGUUCCGAGCAGGCAUGAGAAGAGCCUGGGGCUCCUCACUAGCAAAUUCGUGUCUCUGCUGCAGGAGGCGAAGGACGGCGUGCUGGACCUGAAGGUGGCUGCAGAUACGCUGGCUGUGAGACAAAAACGCAGAAUAUAUGACAUAACCAAUGUCUUGGAAGGGAUUGGUUUGAUCGAGAAGAAAUCAAAGAACAGCAUCCAGUGGAAGGGUGUUGGUGCCGGAUGCAACACGAAGGAAAUUCUGGACAGACUGAGGAACCUUAAAGCCGAAAUUGGGGACCUGGAUCUCAGAGAAAAGGAGCUGGACCAACAGAAAGUGUGGCUGCAGCAAAGCAUCAACAAUGUUAUGGAUGAUUCUGAAAAUAGACUAUUUUCUUUUGUAACGCAUGAGGACCUUUGUAGCACUUUUAAUGGCGACACGCUUCUGGCAGUACAGGCUCCAUCUGGUACACAGCUGGAAGUUCCAAUACCAGAAACGGGCCAAAAUGGACAAAAGAAAUACCAAAUUAGUUUAAAGAGCAAUUCGGGGCCCAUUAAUGUGCUUCUGAUCAAUAAGGAAUCUAGUUCAUCGAAACCGGUGGCUUUUCCCGUUCCUCCACCAGAUGACAUUGUACAGACCCAUACCCCGUCUGACCCACCCAGCAGCUCCAGUAAACAGUCUGCACAAGGCCAGCCUCAGCAGGCAGAAGACUUACAGAGUAAGAUCCCUGCAGACUUCAACACAAGUUGUAAUGCAUCGGAGAGCACAGCUAUCAGCAGUUUCUCUGAACUUCCAGAGUCCCUUUUAUAUCCUUCUCUUCAGUCCGAUGUAACACGGUCUACUGCCAGCUCCAGCGAUUUCCCGACUCUCCUUCCGCUGGAUGUCAAUAAUAUCCUCAAACCCAACUCAUUUGAGAUGAUGAAAAUGGAUGAUCCAGAAGGUCAAAUAAGUGGUGACAUAAUUGACGAAUUAAUGUCUUCUGAUGUGUUCCCAUUGUUGCGGCUAUCUCCGACACCUGGAGACGAAUACAAUUUCAACUUGGAUGACAGUGAAGGAGUGUGCGAUCUCUUUGAUGUGGAGAUACUAAAUUAUUAGAUUUAAUUCCUAUUCUGGAUUUUCUGUCUACCUCUAUCUGCCUUACAGACAGUAGCAUAAAUCGUUUUUAUUUUUUACUCUUUGGAUUUAUAUAAUGUUUUUUUAUGUACAGUGAAUAGAUUUUAUAAGUAGAGGAUAUUCAACUUUUUUUUUUAUAUUUUUUUUAUUAUUACUUAAGAGAUUUCUAGAUCAGAUGUUAUUUAACAAUGGUUAAUUGUAAAUCUGGUUUUCAUAGCGCACCUUUAUUUGCUGGUUGAUGGCAUGAAGCUAUUGCGGUACCCAUUUCUUGGGUCUGCGCACUGUGUAACGUGUUCCAGGCAUCUCCCUUCUGAUCCUGUGGGUUUUUUUUUUUUAUUGUGUUCAAAUUGAACACAGGAUAAACUGAGGGACCGAUACGUUUAGUUAUUUAAUAAGUAAUAGACCGUUGAGCUGCCUCUCAGAUCCACGUACAUUGCUGGUUUCGGAUGUUGAGGUGCUAGCAUUUUGACGCCACUUUGGCUGUUGCUGAGAAUUGAUUUCUCCCUUAUUACAGUAGUUCUAGGAUGAUCUCCUAGCAUGGUACAGGCACUUAUCACAGGAUCUGUUUUGUACAGAACUGCAUUGCUUUUAGGUGAUUUACCUUUUGUAGAACAAUUCUGUUGGUCACUUUAUCACACAAUUGUCAAUUAUAUCCCAUGACUUGUCAAUAUGAGACCACUCAGAACAGUGAGCCAGGGAUCGUUGUGAUCAUAAGGUGACAGACUACUGUUACACAAGCAGUUUGUAAGGCUGAACGUUCCGGUACCUGUGCACUGAGGCUAGUCAUUACUCGGUCCAUGUCCAGUAGAUUUGGUAAAUCUGUCAUUGCUUCAAAUAAUAGGAUCCUUAUAGCUAAAGAUGCGUUUUAUACAUGUUAAAUGCUGAUGCCCCUAGACACUGAUUUUACACUUUAAAAUGACUGAACUAUUGUCAUUAACUAUAAAUCAUAAAAUCAGGUGCCUCAAACAACUAACACCUUUUGUUGAAAUUAAAUGUAAAGCACCUGCAGGCGUUGGGAGUAAGGGGUAUGCCAAUACCCUCAAAUAGAAAGAACAAUACUUCCUAAUUGUGGGGCUGAUCCUGUUUGGAGCAAAGCAAAAACAUGUAACUUUGCAGCUGGAAAAACAAUGGUGUAAAUAUGUAGGGGGGGGGGGGGGUGUGCUUUGGUUUGCAUGCAGCGUAAAUGGCUGCUUUUGCAUGUAGCCCACAAAUACUGAACAGCUUUAUUUUUACACUGUAGUUUAGAUGUGUUUGGGCACAGCUCUUUCAAAGCUAAGGUGGAAUUCAAUUCACUGUGGGCUAAUUGAUCCUACAGGGCUGUUCAGUUGUCCCUGAAGUCAACCUGCAAGUUCCACUUAACUGAGAUUUUUUACCCUGCGUUAAAUAGCCUGUUUGUGCGAGCUGCAGCAGUGCUAACACUGAAGAUGAGCGGGUUCAAUUUUACUCGGAUCUCAAAACUGCAUCUUCUUGUCUCACCGAUGUCACGUGUUUUGGAUGACCAAAUAAGAAAAAUCCGAUUCUAAGAACUGAGUAAAGCCACAACCCCUCAUCUCUAGCUUAAUCAUACUGUAGGUUUGGGAACUUAUCCCAGAUUGUGUUAGCACCUGAAAAAGCUAAUUUAAUGAGUGAAAAAUAAAACGAAUUGAAUAGCCUGAAGCAAAAAGUUAAGGUUUUUUUUUUUUUUCCACGCCUGUAAAAUUAUUGUUGGGGCUAAUUAUAUUUCCCCCUCCAUCCCUGCACAUUUUAUGUCUCACCUAGCUGCAGGGCAGAAUGGUUUUGACAAGAUACUUGCAACCAGCACAUAAUCUGCUCCUGUAUAUUCUAUCAUAGGUGGCCUGACAUCCAGUGGCCACAGUCUGUAUUGCAACUUCAGCUGGACCCACCGGUUCCCUAGUUAUUUAGUUGCCACCAGAAGGGUGCUGCAGCUCCAAACAAAUGCACUACAUAUUUAUAUGGCACCACAAGGGUUCUGCAGUCCCAAACAAAUGCAUCACAUAUGUGCUAUAAUUCUGUCAUGUAGACAAACUCCCUUAAUCAUUGAGUAAAGUCUCAUUUAAGUUGGCAUUUACAUACUAAAGCAGGCAUUCCCAACCACAGUCCUCAAGGCACACUAACAGUGCAGGUUUUAGUGAUAUCCAGGCUUCAGCACAGGUGACUUAAUUAGUACCUCAGUUAUUUUGAUUUAACCAUCUGUGCUGCAGCCUGGAUACCACUGAAACCUGCACUGUUGGUGUGCCUUGAGGACUAAUGACUGGGAAUGCCUGCACUAAAGUUUAGGUGUUGAGAACAAAUUAUUAAAGCAUAGAAUUCUGUCAAAGUUGUCUGAAAUGUAACAGAGUUUUUAUCAAAGUACCACGUACAACACUUCCCUAAACUACAUAAUCUUUGUGACCUAAGCACAUGAACCAUAAAGAUAGCACCUCUGUGUGAAUGCAGUCAUUGCAUAUGGGCAAGAGAUUAAUGGUGGUUUCACCCAUGCCUUUAGUUAUGUACACUUGCAGUAAAAACAACAUAACCUAAUAAGCUUAACAUCAUUGCUAGUUUUUUUUAAACCUAACAGCCUGAGAGGCCAUUUUCGGUCGACUGGCAUGGUCUCCUCCUCCUGUAUCUGUUCAAUAGGUUUUUGUUUUGGCAGCAGUUGCAAUAUCGACACUAUUUGAUCUAUCAGGGUGCAAGUUGCAUUUUCAGCAGGGCCUGCCUCUCGUGGCAAAAUCUCUCACCUGGAAUUUGUGCAGUUCUGUAUGCAGACCUACAGGGCUGCAAACAAUUGUGCAUGUCUGAGCUGUGAAAAGUGUGGUUAUCGUUGCACUAACUUGCAAGUGUGAGAACUUUGCCUGCAAAUGGAUUGACCCCUAUACUGCUGACAAAAACAGAAUACCUGCACUGAUAAAAUGGCCAACAUGUACAUAAUGGUAACACCCAAUUUCACAAGUGUUACUGAUGACAGUCUGUUAACAUUUGUUGACUUUGAUUGUCAACAUUGGAAUUGAUGAGACGCUGACUACAUUCCUAGUGGAAUACUAGCAGUGUAUAUCAGUAGUGGGCUGCCCACGGACACAGACUCUUUGUAACCGUAAAUAACCAAUGCCUUUAUAGAGCUGGGAUGGUGUUCUGAGCGAGCCAGGGUACUACCAGGCUAUCUGCUACAGGAGGGGCUGUAAGAGGAUAAGGAUCUCUCUGCCUGGUUCAGCUGAAUGCAUUUGUUUGUGCACACUUUCUAGUUUACCUUACACAAGCGCAAUUUUCAAAACGUGACAAAUAUUAGACGGCAACAAAAGCAUUAUUGGCACACAUUUUAUUUUACAAACUGGUCUGUUUAGUCUGCCAAGAAUUUUUUUCGCUCUUUUUUUUAAAGUUUUUUCGUUCCUUUGUUGUAAGUCACUGCCAGGUUACAUUCCUUGUUGGGCAAUAUUAAAGUGCCUUGUAGUAACUGGGUUAACAUGCUGUGUAUAUUGUGUGGCUGUAUCUAAUUUUCAGCAUGUUCACUUUUCUCUGCUCCCUUUUUGUAUUGUGCUGAUUGUGUAUUGUUUUUUUAAUAAAUGUGUACAGACAUUAA